GGCAGCCUGAGCCGCUGCGGGAGGCGAGGAGGAAGCUGCGCGUCCUGGGAGGCGUGCGGGACACGUACUGGCGGACUAUCGGCCGCUGGGAACUGCGGGACCCCGGGCGAGAAAUCUGCCGGCUUUUGUGGGACCGCUCCCGGGGCUACCGAAUGCCAGCUUACUUCGUGUGCAUCUGGGAGGUUCUGGGGCAGGUGACAGCACCGUGACCUAUCACCAUGGAUGGAGAUGGACUUUUUGAUGAAGAAACCCAAAGUGUCUUUACCAGUCUGGGUGCUUUGACUGGCCCAGGUUUUGACAAAACCUGCCUGGUUCCCUCUGGGGGAUCCGAAUGAGAGAUCUCAGACACCUUCACUGCGAAGCCAAGGACAUUUCUGUAUAAUCAACGGAUGAAAGGAUUUUUCUCAGACUCUCUUUCCUCCCAUUUUCCUUGAGGAUUAAUCCACCAGAAUCCACAGUUCCGGUGGAGACUGCAAGGCAUACAAUGUGGCAGAAGCCUAGAGCGCCUUCGGAAUUGCUCUGGACCCUGCCUUUAGCGUAGAGGACUCUCUUGCCGCUCCCCUCCCCUGCCCCCAACUCCCUUCCUUCUGUCUUUGACUGGUUCUCGUUUUUUUCCCUGUGAAGUUCUGUUUCCAAACUGUUCCCCGGAGCUAUAAGUGGAUUGGCAGUAACGAGAGAUUAGGCGUUGGGAGAAGCCCAGUGCCCUGUGCAAAGUGUCCUCUUCCUGCUGCGGCCGCCGCCGACAUGAAGUGCUUUUUCCCAGUGUUGAGCUGUCUGGCUGUGCUGGGUGUGGUGUCAGCACAGCGACAGGUCACCGUCCAGGAAGGGCCCUUGUACCGCACAGAGGGCUCCCACAUCACCAUUUGGUGCAACGUGAGUGGCUACCAGGGUCCCUCGGAGCAGAACUUCCAGUGGUCCAUUUACCUGCCCUCCGCCCCGCAGCGUGAAGUACAGAUUGUUAGCACAGUGGACUCCUCCUUUCCUUACGCCAUCUACACCCAACGAGUCCGAGGUGGGAAGAUCUACGUGGAGAGAAUCCAGGGGAACUCGGCCUUACUUCACAUCACAGAUCUGCAAGCCCGGGAUGCUGGGGAGUAUGAAUGUCACACCCCCAACACUGAUGAGCGCUACUUUGGAAGUUACAGUGCCAAGAUGGACCUAGUGGUGAUCCCAGAUUCCCUGCAGGCCACAGCUGUCCCCCAGACUCUGCACAAAGUGGAACAGGACCCCCUGGAGCUCAGUUGUGAAGUGUCCACUGAGAGCGACCAGCACAGCCACCUCUCCGUAUCCUGGCUUCGGCGGAAGGGUGGCGAGAAGCCUGUGGAGGUCAUCGCCCUGAGCCGCGACUUCAUCCUGCACUCCAGCAGCGAAUACGCCCAGAGGCAGAGCCUGGGGGAGGUGCGGCUGGACAAGCUGGGGAGGACCACCUUCCGCCUCACCCUCUUCCACCUGCAGCCUUCCGACCAGGGCGAGUUCUACUGCGAGGCUGCCGAGUGGAUCCAGGAUCCAGAUGGCUCUUGGUACGCCAUGACCCGGAAGCGCUCCGAGGGUGCUGUCGUCAACGUCCAGCCCACCGACAAAGAGUUCACCGUGCGUCUGGAGACAGAUAAGAGGCUGCACACAGUGGGUGAGCCGGUGGAGUUCAGAUGUAUCCUAGAGGCUCAGAACAUUCCCGACCGGUACUUUGCCGUCUCCUGGGCCUUCAACAGCUCACUCAUCGCCACCAUGGGGCCUAAUGCUGUGCCCGUCCUCAACAGUGAAUUUGCCCACCGUGAAGCCAAGGGACAGCUUAAAGUGUCCAAAGAGAGUGACGGUGUCUUUGUGCUGAAGAUAUACCACCUCCGCCAGGAAGACAGUGGCAAAUACAACUGCCGGGUGACAGAGCGAGAGAAGACUGUCACUGGCGAGUUCAUUGACAAGGAAAGCAAGCGUCCCAAGAACAUCCCCAUCGUCGUCCUUCCCCUCAAAAGCAGCAUCUCCGUGGAGGUGGCCAGCAAUGCCAGCGUCAUCCUUGAGGGUGAGGAUCUGCACUUCUCCUGUAGCGUCCGCACAGUGGGCAGAUUGCAGGGCCGCUUCUCUGUCAUCUGGCAGCUUGUCGAUCGGCAGAACCGCCGCAGCAACAUCAUGUGGCUAGACCGGGAUGGCACCGUGCAGUCGGGCUCGUCCUACUGGGAGCGCAGCAGCUUUGGGGGCAUCCAGAUGGAGCAGGUGCAGCCCAACGCCUUCAGCCUGGGCAUCUUCAACAGCAGGAAGGAGGACGAGGGCCAGUACGAAUGCCAUGUGACGGAGUGGGUACGGGCCGUGGAUGGAGAAUGGCAGAUCGUGGGAGAGCGCCGUGCCAGUACCCUCGUCUCCAUCACAGCUCUUGACACGGGCUUUGCCGUCACAGCCAUCUCCCGGACUCCAGGGGUGACCUACAGCGACUCCUUUGACUUACAGUGCAUCAUCAAACCCCACUACCCAUCCCGCGUCCCCGUGUCAGUGACAUGGCGGUUCCAGCCAGUGGGCACAGUUGAGUUCCAUGAUCUGGUGACCUUCACACGGGAUGGAGGGGUUCAGUGGGGAGACAGGUCGUCCACCUUCCGAACUCGGACCGCCAUCGAGAAGGCCGAGUCCAGCAACAACGUCCGCCUGAGCAUCAGCCGGGCCAGUGACACAGAGGCCGGCAAGUACCAGUGUGUGGCGGAGCUGUGGCGGAGGAACUACAACAAUACCUGGACGAGGCUGGCAGAGAGGACCUCCAACCUGCUGGAGAUUCGGGUGCUGCAACCAGUGACGAAGCUGCAGGUGAGCAAGUCGAAGAGAACCCUCACGCUGGUGGAGAACCGGCCAAUUCAGCUCAACUGCUCCGUUAAGUCCCAGACCAGCCAGAACUCGCACUUCGCCGUGCUGUGGUACGUUCACAAGCCCUCGGACGCAGAUGGCAAGCUCAUUCUCAAAACCACGCACAGCUCAGCCUUUGAGUAUGGAACCUAUGCCGAGGAGGAGGGCCUGCGAGGCCGGCUGCAGUUUGAGAGGCAUGCGUCAGGGGGCCUGUUCAGCCUCACUGUGCAGAGAGCUGAGGUCAGUGACAGUGGUAGCUACUACUGCCACGUGGAGGAGUGGCUGCUGAGCCCCAACUACGCCUGGUACAAGCUGGCCGAGGAGGUUUCAGGGCGCACCGAGGUCACCGUGAAGCAGCCAGACAGCCGUCUGAAGCUCAGCCAAGCCCAGGGCAACCUGUCUGUUCUGGAGACCUGGCAGAUCCAGCUGGAGUGUGUGGUCCUGAACCGUACCAGCGUCACCUCCCAGCUCAUGGUGGAAUGGUUUGUCUGGAAGCCCAACCACCCAGAGCGGGAAACAGUGGCCCACCUGAGCCGAGAUGCUACCUUCCACUAUGGUGAACAGGCCGCCAAAAACAACCUCAAGGGCCGACUGCACUUGGAGAGCCCGUCUUCCGGCGUGUACAGGCUCUUCAUCCAGAAUGUGGCGGUCCAGGACAGCGGGACCUACAGCUGCCGGGUGGAGGAGUGGUUGCCCAGCCCCAGUGGUGUGUGGUAUAAACGGGCUGAGGACACAGCUGGGCAGACGGUCGUCACAGUCAUGCGACCUGACGCCGCCCUGCAGGUGGACACAGUGGUCCCCAAUGCCACGGUAUCCGAGAAGGCAGCUUUCCAACUAGACUGCAGCAUCCUGUCGCGAUCAAGCCAAGACUCCCGCUUUGCUGUGGCCUGGUAUUCCCUAAGGACUAAAGGUGGAGGAAAAAGAGGCAGCCUUGGCGUUGAAGAACAAGAGGAGGAGGAAGAGGAGGCAUCGGAAGACGAGGACAGUGGAGAUCCAGCAGAGAAGAUGGUCCUGCUGAGCGUGGGACCCGAUGCUGUCUUUGGUCCCGAAGGCAGCCCUUGGGAGGGCAGGCUGCGUUUCCAGAGACUCUCACCCCUGCUGUACCGGCUCACGGUGCUUGAGGCGAACCCCCACGACACAGGCAAUUACUCCUGCCAUGUGGAGGAGUGGUUGCCCAGCCCUCAGAAGGAGUGGUACCGGCUAACAGAGGAGGAGUCGGCCCCCAUUGGCAUCCGGGUGCUGGACACAAGCUCCACCCUGCAGUCACUCAUCUGCUCCAACGACGCCCUCUUCUACUUCGUCUUCUUCUACCCUUUCCCCAUCUUCGGCAUCCUCAUCAUCACCAUCCUGCUGGUGCGCUUCAAAAGCCGGAACUCCAGCAAGAACUCGGAGGGGAAGAACGGGGUGCCCCUGCUGUGGAUCAAGGAGCCGCACCUCAACUACUCCCCGACUUGCCUGGAACCCCCUGUGCUCAGCAUCCAUCCAGGAGCCAUAGACUAAGGAGGGUGGCCCCCUGCAGACAUUGCCCAUGGCAGGGUCAGGUCAGGGGAGCCCUGUGGGCUUUUCCUCGCUGCUCCGUGCUCUGUGAUUGGACAGACCACAGCACCCGAACUCUGCAGUUUCUCUGCAGGAACCAGUCAGACCUGGACCGUGUUGGAAGAUCCCAGUCGUGGAGAUGACUGCCUCCAGGCGGCAGUCCUGGUUAGCUGUUUGCACCCAGGUGUCGUGAUCCCAACGCCCUAGGUUUCUAGUUUUUGGUUUUGGUAACGUAGUGCGUAGCUCCAGGGGCCGCAUCUACUCACCAGUCUGUCUAGUGUUUUCGGACCGGUGCUACGGGGUUUCCUGUUCAGUGUAAUGUACUCUUUUAAGCCCCUUUGGUCCUCUCCGUGUGGAUCUCAUAAUGUUGUGGAAGAGUUUUCUCUCACAACCGAAAAGCAAGAGGAAGACGACUUUAUAGUAACAAGAAAUCUCUUCCAAGACGUUUUUGUUUUUGCACAUUUGAAAAUGCCACCCGUGGAUCAAAAUACACCCAAACAUUUUUUUUUUUUUUUU
Peromyscus eremicus (cactus mouse) is the source of this 4875-nucleotide messenger RNA. RefSeq names its product immunoglobulin superfamily member 3 (gene Igsf3). Bases 745 to 4323 code for a protein of 1192 amino acids. The transcript has 11 exons. NCBI's taxonomy places the organism in Eukaryota, Metazoa, Chordata, Mammalia, Rodentia, Cricetidae. The record is from RefSeq and is a predicted model, not a curated record.